Molecule: messenger RNA, 597 nt
Organism: Mycetomoellerius zeteki
Lineage: Eukaryota; Metazoa; Arthropoda; Insecta; Hymenoptera; Formicidae
Product: DET1- and DDB1-associated protein 1
Exons: 4
Coding region: 192-503 (103 amino acids)
Biological process (GO): positive regulation of proteasomal ubiquitin-dependent protein catabolic process
Cellular component (GO): Cul4-RING E3 ubiquitin ligase complex
Source: RefSeq, a predicted model, not a curated record
GUUAUUUCUAAUAUAAAUGUUAUUUCCGUAAAAUGUAAGAGAUAUAAAAUAAGUUUGGCGAAUACCUUCUCAUUGCACGCGAUAUUCAAUGGCGUUUUGACGAUGAUAGUCUCGUAUCAAUUUAAUCGCCUAAAAGUCUUUUUUUAUGUGAAUAAUCUCAAAUCUAGCAGUCAACAGAUCGUCUACUUAUAAUGUCUGUUGCUGAAUUUUUAAAAGGCCUUCCAUCACAUGAUGAAAACAAUUUUGCAAAUUUUCAUACUGAUAAUGGAAAUCGUACAUGUGUCAAGAGGCCAUCAGUUUAUCUUCCUACUAAGGAUUACCCUUCCGAACAAAUCAUAGUUACUGAGAAGACCACCAUUUUAUUGAGGUAUCUUCAUCAACAAUGGGAUAAGAAGAAUGCAGAUAGAAAGAGAGAAUUCUUGUCUACCAAUGGUGACUCCCAGGAUGAUGCAUCUACAGUACGCAGUAAAAGGCCACGUCUCGAUCUGAAUAACAGUCUUUAAAAUAUGUUACUUUUUCAUAUGGAAAUAUUGGAUAAUUAAUGAUUUAUACACGAUAUAUAUUAAUUAAUUAUUCAUAACGGAUAUGUUGAUAGUA